AUAUUUAAUUUCUAUUUCUUACUUGUAAAAAUAACCUGAAAUAUAUAUUAAGUGGCUGAGAAAACCUGUUUGGAAAACCGACCACUGGCCUGCAAUGCUUGUUUGUGUUUGGAUGGGCCUCCUGACAGUCAUUUUAUAAAGUAUGUAGUAACAGCUCAAGUGGCCAGCAGAUAUCACUCACCAUCCAAGCUAAAUGUUUCUCAAGUGUCCUUAGUUCUGCCCAGUCUGUAGAGAAUCCAGAUUGAGUGUAUAGAAUAAUUCACUAACCCUCACAGACUGGUAGAACAUCCAUAACAGAAAACAUCACACACUAAAGCACACCCGACUCUUUAAAAGGUCGAGGAGAUGUUUCGUACACAGCAGGUGAAAACAAUGAACCUGAGGAGGAACCAGAUUACAGCAUGAAAAACAAACCCCAAAGUUCUCAGACCAGAAAUCUACACAGUAAAAUCCCCAGUGUUGAUUUAACACGAGAGUUUUGAAUUUACACCCUGCAGUGUUUAUAUAAGUCCAGAGGACACAAAUGAACACUCUUGGUGUAAAUUCAAAACUAGGGAUUUUAUGGUUUGCAUUCAUUUGUAUGCUGCUUUCAGAAGUGAUUUUAAGAUCUUCAGGCUUCAGAGCUGAGCUCAAACACACCAGAGUGAGCGAUGAAGAUGAAGGCUGUUCUCUCUGUCCUCGUCCUGGCAGCUCUGACAGGAGCAGCUACCGCUCUGCUCUGGAGGAAAUACAUUCAUGUGAACAAACCACUGAACUGGAAUGCUGCUCAGAAAUACUGCAGGGAGAAUUAUGUAGAUCUAUUGACCAUUGAAACACAAGAGGAACAAGACAGAUACCAAAAUUAUAUACUGUCUGAAUGUUCUGGGGGGUGUUGGACCGGCCUCAGUGGGGAUGGACAAAGGAAGACCUUUACUCAGUGGUCUGAUGGAAGCUUACUGACUUUCACCAAUUGGGCACGUUAUUACCCAUACAGUAUGUAUGGUGGUGACUGUGUAUAUAUAGCCAAUAAAUGGAGUAAUUAUUACUGUUCGACUUAUCUGACCUUCAUCUGCUACACCUGGGAGCCAGAGCUGAUCGUGGUGCAGGAGAUGAAGACCUGGGAAGAAGCUCUAAAGUACUGCAGAAUGCACUACACCGAUCUGGUGAGCCUCGACACAGAGAGAGAUCAACAAGAGGUCAACAGCAUGAGUAAUGAAACUCUCACACCCAGUUUCUGGACCGGUCUGCGCUUCCUGGAUGGAUCAUGGUUCUGGGUGAACCAGGUCUUGAUGGAUGAACAAAGCCUGGGGAGCCUGAGCGUUAUGCCCUCAUGCCCUGCACCACGGUUCCGUUGUGGAGCCCGAAAUGCCAGAGAUAAUGUUCUGGAGAACCGAGACUGUGAGGAGAAAAUGAACUUCAUCUGCUACAACCAAACUAUGAAUUAAUUGAAGAUGUUCACUGUGAUCGAGACCAGGACAAGAUGGAGGAGAAAGGAAGGACAGAGGUGUGACGCAUGUCGAAGUUUCACAUUUCCACUAGAUGAAUAUUAACUCUGUAAACUAGAUGAUUUUACUGGAAUUGUGAAUUAUAUAUUCUGAUGUGAUCCGUGUUACGAAACGUAGAAGAUACAUAAUUUUUCUUCAAGACUUCAUUAAUCUGUUCUCAAUUAUAUUAGCAUGACACAUGUAUUAAUUAUUAGAUGUGAUGUAAAAUAGGAAGACAACCUGCUGUAAACAUUUUUACUGUAUCUGAAAUAAUGAUCUUAUUUAUGCUUACACUAUGGUGAUUAUACAUAUUUAAUAAAUGUUAGAAUGAUACCACAAACAUGUGAUAUAUAAUGUAUGGUAAUAAUUCACAGCGAGGCUGAAUAAUAAUAAUAAGAAGAAGAAGAAGUAGAAGAAGAGGAAGAAGAAAUUAAAAGCAUGUUUUUCUCAGAGAGUGAUUCACCGUAUCCUCACUGCUGCUGUGUGCCUUAAAUCUGCUCCAUAAUAAUCACGGUGUUUCUAAAUUAUUGUCAAAUUAAACUUAAACAAUUAAAACAAUAUUCUGUGGUAGUUUAUGUGCUAAUAGCAAAUCUGAAUAAUGUGUUCAUCUCAUAUAAACAAUCUAAACUAAUAAAUAAUCCUUCAGUUAUUGAUAAUCGUCUGAUAAUAAUUCAUCCUCUGAAUGAUUGUGAAAAGUUUUAAAAUAGCAGUUUGUUUAUUGUGUUGUGCGUCGGUACAGCACGCAAAAAUCAUUUAACACUUUAGACAUGUUAUAGAAGUUAUUUUUCACAUGAAAACAUUUGCAGUUUUACUUUUUAAUACUUUGUGUUAAAAGUAGCAACGUUAUACUUGAGUACGUAUUUUGACGGGACACUUGCACGUUUAACUGAGUAUUUACACUUUCACAUAAAUAUAAUAUCUCAGUUACAGCACAUCUAUGUUUCACAUGCUGUGCUGUAACAAUACAACAAGAUUCAUUUUGGUGAUGAAUAAAGUUCAUUAAAUCAUUUUCAUGACAAAAAUUAAACAAUAACCAAAUACUGAGCAGCCGUGGAGUUGGAAACUGAUGAAUUGUAACAGCAUUUUCCUUGAUGAGUAGAAACACAAUGAAAAUAUCAGAAACAUUCAGCUGGACAAAGGUGAAUUAAGAAGCCCAAGGAGCACAUAAAAUUCUUUAAAUGAACAUAUUAAUACGAAUUUAAUAAUGUAUUGGGCCUCUUGUAAUUGUAGAUAUAAUAUAAUAAGAUUAUUAACUAUACUAUCAUCAUCUUUUAAGAAAGAGAAUCUUGUGUGGUCUAAAGAAAUUUGGCUCACUAUUGUAGUACUGUGGUUCAGGUUGGAUUUAAAAUAUGCAGCCAAAAUGUCUGAUGGGCAUCUUUUACAUGCUUUUAUUCAUGCUUGCCAGUGAAAUACACUGGUGCUUCAAAGUCUGUGAACGCUUUAGAAUCUUCUCCAUUUCUGAAUAAAUAUGAUAUAAAACUGUCAUGGCCCCUAAGGGCAAUUCCACCUUUGGCCACUAGAGGCCACUGUCCUUUCAGCAUUUCUUUCUCAGUUGUCUCCUUCCAUUUCCGGUCUCAAACAUACUCAUGUGUUUUUCAUUUUCCCUGAUUGGUUAAUGCCCGAUUUAAAUUGACUGUUUUUCUCUGUUAGUUGCCAGAACAUUACUGCAAGUCAGGUCACAUUAGUGUCUCAUUACUUUUGUUUUGUUUUGUUUUGUUUUGUUUUGUUUUGUUUUGUAUGUUUUUCUUAGGGUUUAUUUUCUAGUUUCUAAGUUUCUGAUAAUGUUGGUUGCUAGUGUGUCUUUCCUCGUGUCUGUUUCUCCGUGUCUGUCUGUAAUAAAAGUAGUUCUGUGUUUG
Molecule: messenger RNA, 3319 nt
Organism: Ictalurus punctatus (channel catfish)
Lineage: Eukaryota; Metazoa; Chordata; Actinopteri; Siluriformes; Ictaluridae
Product: macrophage mannose receptor 1-like
Exons: 2
Coding region: 651-1424 (257 amino acids)
Source: RefSeq, a predicted model, not a curated record